This is a messenger RNA of Erigeron canadensis, 840 nucleotides long. Its product is annotated as receptor-like protein EIX2. Bases 1 to 477 code for a protein of 158 amino acids. Lineage: Eukaryota; Viridiplantae; Streptophyta; Magnoliopsida; Asterales; Asteraceae. The record is from RefSeq and is a predicted model, not a curated record. The transcript has 2 exons.
AUGAACUUUCUGGAAGUAUUCCCCUGGAGCUUGUCAUCCGUAAAUUCUUUAGGUGUUCUUAACCUCUCAAACAAUAACUUCUCAGGGAAAAUACCCGUUGGGAAUGGGGGUAAACUACAACAAUUCGAUUCUUCCUCCUACAGCGGUAACCCUCUACUCUACGGACCUCCACUUACGCAAGAAGGCAGGGUUGUACCUCGUCCGCCUGUCGAUGGAAAGGAAGAUGACGACGAAGAUGAAGAAGAAAGUCAAGUUUGGAAGUCGUAUUACAUGGGCAUGGGUGUUGGAUUUGGUGUUGGAUUUUGGGGAAUUUGCAGUGCUAUAUUUCUCAUUCGUGGAUGCAGACAUUUCUUGUUUGCAUCAUUGAGUCACGUCAAGGAUUGGAUAUACGUAACAACGGCUGUGUAUCUUCGGAAAUUCAAAAGGGGUUCACAUUGGUUGCGGCAAGCAUGGGAGGUUUCCCACACUGCGGAGUGACAACGUCGCAAACGGUGUGGGGUUGGCAUAAGAUCCAAAGUGAGGAAAGUUUACCACGAUUUUAAAAGUGGAAAAUCGCUUCACCUUUUGUCUUUUUAUGGGUUGUUUUCUGUAUAUUCGUUGAAUUGUUUAUAUAUGAGGUAUAAUGUGGUGUUAUGUAUAGGUGAAAGAUGGGUUACCAACAUAGUAGUGGAAUGUGGUAUGAGUGAGGUAAAGAUGAGGUGCUGGAAAGAAAUUGGUUGAGAGUGAGAGAUGAGAAAAAUGAAAGGUCCAAUGGUAGCCCCUUAGUUAACAACGUGUGACAUUCAUAUGCAAUUUAAUAGGGUUGUUUUAUUAUGAAUUGUUUUUAUUAUUUUGUUUGCA